ACGACCAUCGUUUAAUGUGUUUACUAGCAUAAAUGUGGAAAAGUAAUGCUUUUAAUAAUAAGUGAAACUUAAUUUUGACCAUGGAUGAAGUUCGCAAACUAGAGCACCUAUCCCUCGUAUCUAAAAUCUGUACAGAAUUAGAUAACCACUUAGGACUAAACGAUAAAGAUUUGGCUGAAUUUAUCAUAGAUUUGGCAGAAAAAAAUCCAGAAUUUGAAAACUUUAAGAAUGCUCUUGUUGAAAAUGGUGCAGAAUUCUCAGAUUCAUUUACUUCUAAUUUAUUACGUAUCAUCCAUCACAUGAAACCUUCAAAAACAGAAAAUCAAAAAGAUGAAAAAAAUGCUGGAAGCUCGAAUCCAUUAGCUGCAAAAUUUCCCGGCUUGGCAAUUCCCAAUGAUAAACCACAUAAGUUUUCCUCGGAUGAUGACAGUGAUGAUGAUUCCAAAGAUACUAAACAUAAAAGAGUAACAAGCAAACAAAUGUUUCAAGAUGAUGAAAAACCAAAGGCUAAGGAUAAGGGCAAUAGCGUCGUGGAUGAUGCUAUGGCUGCAUUUGAAGCACUAGCCCCAUCAAAUUGUAAAAAAAAUGAAGAAGUCAAAGAAUCUGUAGAUACCAAAGCAAAGAAAGACUACUCAAGAGAUAGAAGAGAAAGAAGUAGAGAUAGGAGAAGUCGCAGUAAACAUCGGAGUAGAGAAAGAAGUCGCAGUAGAGGAAGAAGAGGCAAAAGUAAAGACAGAAGAAGUAGAAGUCGUGGCAGAGAUAGAAGGAAAAGGUCAAGAAGUCGGCACAGGUCUAAAUCAAGAGACAGAUCUCAGCGAUCAAAAUCGAGGAAUAGACAUCAUAGGUCCAGGUCUAGAGACAGGCGGCGUAGAUCUAGAUCUAGAGAAAGAAGAUCAAAGUCAAGAGGCUACUCUCCUGAUAGGGAUGAUAGGGGGAGGCACAGAGAUAGCAAAUAUAAUAAAGGACAAAGAAACAGAAGUCCUGAAGUGCCAAUGAGUGAGGAUCCCGAACCUGGAAAGAUUUACAACGGCAGAGUGGCCAACAUUGUGCCGUUUGGAUGUUUUGUGCAAAUGGAAGGGCUUAAGAAGAGAUGGGAGGGUCUGGUGCACAUCUCACAGCUGCGGGCCGAGGGCCGUGUCACCAACGUGUCAGAUGUUGUCUCCAGAGGGGACAAAGUCAAAGUCAAAGUGCUAUCAAUGACUGGGCAAAAAGUCUCGCUCACCAUGAAGGAUGUAUGCCAAGAGACUGGCAAAGAUCUCAAUCCAACUUUACCAGCACAGUUAGAGGCUGAGCGCGAAGGUCGCAACCCGGAUCGUCCGCCGCCGGCAGCGACGGUGCUGGCGGGGCUGCAGGGCGGCAUCGACCCCGACGAGGACUCCAGCCGGAAGCGCGUCACCAGGAUCUCCAGCCCCGAGCGGUGGGAAAUUAAACAGAUGAUUUCAUCGGGGGUCAUAGACAAGAGCGAGUUGCCGGACUUCGACGAGGAGACCGGUCUUCUACCGAAGGACGAGGACGGCGAGGCGGACAUAGAGAUAGAACUCGUCGAGGACGAGCCCCCGUUCCUUCAAGGUCACGGGAGGGCUUUACAUGACCUGUCUCCUGUGAGGAUCGUUAAAAAUCCGGAUGGCUCUCUAGCCCAAGCCGCAAUGAUGCAAUCGGCACUGGCUAAGGAAAGACGGGAGCAGAAGAUGUUGCAACGGGAGCAGGAAAUGGAGAGUCUGCCGACAGGCUUGAACAAGAAUUGGAUAGACCCACUGCCGGAGUCGGACGGGCGCGCGCUCGCCGCCAACGUGCGCGGCACCGGUGUCGCGCCGCAGGACCUCCCCGAGUGGAAGAAACACGUCAUUGGUGGGAAGAAGUCAUCGUUUGGAAAGAAAACUAAUCUAUCGCUAUUGGAGCAGAGGCAGUCGCUGCCCAUUUAUAAACUGCGUGAUGAGCUGACUAAGGCGAUAUCGGACAACCAGAUCCUGAUAGUGAUCGGCGAGACGGGGUCGGGCAAGACGACGCAGAUCACGCAGUACGUGUGCGAGAGCGGGCUGGCGGCGCGCGGGCGCGUGGCGUGCACGCAGCCGCGUCGCGUCGCCGCCAUGUCCGUCGCCAAGCGCGUCGCCGAGGAGUUCGGUUGCCGGCUCGGCCAGGAAGUCGGAUACACCAUCCGUUUCGAGGACUGCACCGGACCUGACACCAUCAUCAAAUACAUGACAGACGGUAUGUUGCUGCGGGAGUGCCUCAUGGACCUGGACCUCAAGAGCUACUCGGUGAUCAUGUUGGACGAGGCGCACGAGCGCACCAUCCACACGGACGUGCUGUUCGGUCUGCUGAAGCAGGCGGUGCAGAAGCGGCCCGAGCUGAAGUUGAUAGUUACGUCGGCGACGCUGGACGCCGUCAAGUUCUCGCAGUACUUCUUCGAGGCUCCCAUUUUCACGAUCCCCGGGCGCACGUUCCCGGUGGAGGUGCUGUACACGAAGGAGCCGGAGACGGACUACCUAGACGCGUCGCUCAUCACCGUGAUGCAGAUCCACCUGCGCGAGCCGCCCGGCGACGUUCUGCUGUUUUUAACCGGUCAAGAAGAGAUCGACACCGCGUGCGAGAUCCUCUAUGAGCGCAUGAAGUCGCUUGGCCCCGACGUGCCCGAGCUCAUCAUCCUGCCCGUGUACUCGGCGCUGCCGUCCGAGAUGCAGACGCGCAUCUUCGAGCCCGCGCCGCCCGGCUCGCGCAAGGUCGUCAUCGCGACCAACAUCGCGGAGACCUCGCUGACGAUAGACGGCAUCUACUACGUAGUGGACCCCGGCUUCGUCAAGCAGAAGGUGUACAACUCGAAGACGGGCAUGGACUCACUGGUGGUGACGCCGAUCUCGCAGGCGGCGGCGAAGCAGCGGGCGGGACGCGCCGGCCGCACGGGGCCCGGCAAGACCUACCGCCUGUACACCGAGCGCGCCUACCGCGACGAGAUGCUGCCCACGCCCGUGCCCGAGAUACAGCGCACCAACCUCGCCACCACAGUGUUGCAGCUGAAGACGAUGGGCAUCAACGACCUGCUGCACUUCGACUUCAUGGACGCGCCGCCGGUGGAGUCGCUCAUCAUGGCGCUGGAGCAGCUGCACUCGCUCUCCGCGCUCGACGCCGAGGGCCUGCUCACGCGGCUAGGCCGUCGGAUGGCAGAGUUCCCUCUGGAGCCGAACCUGUCCAAGAUCCUGAUCAUGUCGGUGGCACUGCAGUGUUCCGACGAGAUCCUCACAGUCGUCUCCAUGCUGAGCGUCCAAAACGUGUUCUAUCGGCCCAAGGACAAGCAGGCGCUAGCUGACCAGAAGAAGGCCAAGUUCAACCAGCCGGAGGGCGACCACCUCACACUUCUGGCCGUCUUCAACAGCUGGAAGAACAAUAAAUUCUCCAACGCGUGGUGCUACGAGAACUUCGUACAGAUCCGCACGCUCAAGCGCGCGCAGGACGUGCGGAAACAGUUGCUCGGCAUUAUGGACAGGCACAAGUUGGACGUGGUGUCGGCGGGUAAGAAUACUGUGCGCAUUCAGAAGACGAUAUGCUCGGGUUUCUUCCGCAACGCCGCCAAGAAGGAUCCACAAGAGGGAUACCGCACGCUCGUCGACAGUCAAGUCGUCUACAUACAUCCUUCGAGCGCGCUCUUCAACCGCCAACCCGAAUGGGUGAUCUACCACGAGCUGGUGCAGACGACGAAGGAGUACAUGCGCGAGGUGACCACCAUCGACCCCAAGUGGCUGGUAGAGUUCGCGCCCGCCUUCUUCAAGUUCUCCGACCCCACCAAGCUGUCGCGAUUCAAGAAGAACCAGCGCCUCGAGCCGCUAUACAACAAGUAUGAAGAGCCCAACGCCUGGCGAAUCUCGCGCGUGCGCAGACGACGGAAUUAACUUCGAUAUUUGUAUAAUAAAUUAUGUAACAGUAAG
Messenger RNA from Aricia agestis (brown argus), 3920 nucleotides. RefSeq names its product ATP-dependent RNA helicase DHX8 (gene pea). The record is from RefSeq and is a predicted model, not a curated record. NCBI's taxonomy places the organism in Eukaryota, Metazoa, Arthropoda, Insecta, Lepidoptera, Lycaenidae. Bases 81 to 3884 code for a protein of 1267 amino acids. Gene Ontology annotation, molecular function: RNA helicase activity; ATP binding; RNA binding. Gene Ontology annotation, biological process: spliceosomal complex disassembly; mRNA splicing, via spliceosome. The transcript is spliced from 12 exons. Gene Ontology annotation, cellular component: intracellular anatomical structure; catalytic step 2 spliceosome.